Molecule: messenger RNA, 2697 nt
Organism: Aspergillus tanneri
Lineage: Eukaryota; Fungi; Ascomycota; Eurotiomycetes; Eurotiales; Aspergillaceae
Exons: 9
Coding region: 1-2697 (898 amino acids)
Biological process (GO): nuclear-transcribed mRNA poly(A) tail shortening
Cellular component (GO): cytoplasm
Molecular function (GO): RNA binding; poly(A)-specific ribonuclease activity
Source: RefSeq, a predicted model, not a curated record
AUGGAUAUCACCUAUGAAACAUUUUCUUUCCACCUUCCUAGAAUCCUAGAUGAUCUAGCCACCUGCUGCUUUGUAUCUAUAGAUUGUGAAUUCUCUGGGAUUCCUACUAUUCCUUCUCAUCCAACUAACGGACGAAACACACUUCAAGAGCGCUAUGAGGAGACCAAGGCAUGCGCUGAUAAGUACCAGAUAGUACAAAUGGGCUUCACAAUUUGCCAUGAAGACACAGAGAAAGCAAUUUACACUCUGAAGCCUUACAAUGUGUAUUUGAGCCCGCUUGUUGAACGCAAGCUGGAGGUGGAGCGGGACUCGUGCUUUCAAAGCAGCGCAGUCACAUUUCUCCUCGAAAAUCAAUUUUCCAUGGCGGCCCUGUACAAAGAUGGUGUCCGCUAUUUAUCUCGGGAGGAAGAGGCCCAUGCCAUGGCUAGAGCUUCCCAGAAAUAUAACCGCUCAGCACCGCGUGCAGUUUUAGAUAUCAAAGAAACAGAACAUGAAUCAAUUGCGUUCAUAGCUGCGGUUCGACAUUUGGUCAACGAUUGGGUUGCUCAUGGUGAUAAUCGUGAACCAUAUCUUAAUAUUCCACCACCUAGUCAUCCUGCCGUGGGCGUAAGCUCCAAUCCCAUGCCAUCAGAAUUGAAUAAUUUCCAGAAGAGACUUGUGCACCAAGUUAUAGAAGUGGAAUAUCCUUCUUUGGUAACAAUCUCGCAGCCUGCAUUCAUUCAGAUUAUCAACUACGAUGAGGCCCGCGAGAAAGCGGUUCAGGAUCAGCGAAUCAAACGGGCAAGGGAGCGAGUAUCAAAGCAAAUUGGCUUCAGAUGGGUGGCAGAAGCGUUGGCUGGAGGUGACCUCUCGCAUCUUGAUCCCUACUGUUUCCGUAGCAUCAUGUCGAGAUCAACAGCUGUAGAGCCCCAGGCUUCGCUCUGGGAAUUUUCGGACAAACUGAAGCGGAAACUUCAAUCUCAUAGACCUAUCCUGGUAGGCCACAAUAUUUUUAUCGAUUUGAUUUACUUCUGUCGGUGCUUCUUUGGACCACUGCCGGACCGCAUGGAGGAUUUCCAGACCAUGGCCCAUAGCAUGUUUCCAGUUUUGGUAGAUACGAAAUACAUGGCUACACAUGAAUGCGGAUCCAUCAAUCCGCGAUCUUCGUUAAGUGAGAUUAAUGCGGACUUGUUGCAAAUAUCGACUCCGACAAUAAGGUUACAUUACCAGCACAAUAAAUACAAUUUUCGAAAGAUCGAGCACGAAGCUGGCUAUGAUAGUUUGCUUACUGCCCAGGUUUUCAUUAAGCUUUCAGCUCAACUUCGUGAUGGUGGAAUCCAGCCUGACGGGAUAGCCUCGAGCUCACUACAGGGGCAAUCGAGCAAAAAUGAGCCAUUAAAGUGGGGAGCAAAACAAAGCAGUGGUAGGGCGGCCGGUCGUCUUAACCUUCGCACGCAUUUUGAUGCGCAUGAAUUUGAAACGCCUGAUGUCGAUAGCAAGAAUUCCAGUAAACCGGCUCAGAUGACCUUAAAAACUAGCCACCAUGAGACUGUAAUAGUCAAAACGAACAAUGGCGGAUUGAUCCCCCGGAAUAAUGAAGGGUUUUGGCAUGUCUACAGCAACAAGUUGCGGGUCUUUGGCACAGAGGAGAGGGCCAAUCUUGUCCAGUCAUCUGCAGAACGCAAAAUGAAAGGAAUCAACGACUCAGUCAACGUAUUCGGGGCGAUGUCUUCGGGAUACAAUGGUGCCAGGCGCAUAGCCUCGGCAUUGUGGCCUUCAAUCGCCGAGCCCAGCGUGUGCAGAAGCUGUCGCCGCAACUAUGCCGCCAUGGCUUCAACCGAAGCUUCUUCUGCGACAACGACUCCCUUCCCCGUUAUGAAGCCUACGUAUACCAUUAAUGCUGGCGUACUUCUUUCUCGUCCACCCCAGAUCACCCGCGACCUGACCCAGUUCGAGAAAGCCUAUUACUUCUACCAGCGACGACUGAACGAGCGUUUGGCGUUGCCCUUCACCAAGUAUUUCUACUUCAAGCGAGGCACCCCGGCAGAUGAGGAGUGGAAGCGUAAAAUUCGCGAACGCCAGACGCCCGCGCGGGAUAUCGGCAAGUACAAUGCUUACGCCAAAGAUGCGUGGAAUGACGAACUUCUCGUUGGAUCGGUGGAGUCGGAACCGGAGCACCAAGUGGAAAUGCUUGUGCAGGAUGCAGAAGCUACAGCGAACGCCACGUCUCAAGAUACCAGCAAGAAAGAGGAAAUCCCAAGACCUUUCUCCCGAGUAACAGAGGCGGAUCUGAAGAAUGAUCAAACCAGCCUGAACCGGGCGCUUCAGCGGACACUUUAUCUUCUUGUCCAGUCUAAGGACGGAUACUGGAAGCUCCCAACUUCUCCUAUUGAGGCAGAGGAGACUCUUCGGAUGGCUGCCGAACGUACCCUCGCCCAAUCGGCUGGUGUAAACAUGAACACCUGGAUGGUUGGUUUCCACCCAGUCGGUCACUACGUCUACAAUAACCGCAAGCCGAAGAUCAACGAGGCAACUGGCACGGAACAUCUGGGCGAGAAGACCUUUUUUAUGAAAGCGCGUAUCAUGGCUGGUCAGGCGGACCUGUCUGCCAACGACCAGGAUCUCAAGGACUUCAAGUGGCUGACUAAGGAGGAGAUUGCGAAGUACGUUCGCGAUCAGUACUACAGCAGCAUCAAGAACAUGCUGGCUGAGAGGUAG